This is a messenger RNA of Cladophialophora immunda, 3325 nucleotides long. RefSeq lists its product as uncharacterized. Gene Ontology annotation, cellular component: U4/U6 x U5 tri-snRNP complex; cytosol; U2-type catalytic step 2 spliceosome. Bases 41 to 2989 code for a protein of 982 amino acids. The transcript is spliced from 2 exons. NCBI's taxonomy places the organism in Eukaryota, Fungi, Ascomycota, Eurotiomycetes, Chaetothyriales, Herpotrichiellaceae. Gene Ontology annotation, molecular function: U5 snRNA binding; translation elongation factor activity; GTP binding. The record is from RefSeq and is a predicted model, not a curated record. Gene Ontology annotation, biological process: mRNA splicing, via spliceosome.
GCGCCGCGAACUCUCCAGCUCCCGUCACUUAUCAAUCAGUAUGGAUGACCUCUAUGACGAGUUUGGCAACUUUAUCGGCGAAGCCGUCUCCGAUGAAGAGGCAUCCCAAGAUGGUGCGGCAGGCCAACAUUAUGUUUACGACGAAGAGUCCGAACCCGAGGAGCAAGCUCCUGCGGAUGAGUCUAUGGAAGUUGAUGAUGAAGGGCCCUCCAAUGCCGUGAUAUUGCACGAGGACAAACAGUACUACCCCACGGCGCAGCAGGUUUACGGGGAAGAAGUUGAGACUUUGGUGCAGGAGGAGGAUGCACAGCCGCUCACACAACCGAUAAUUGCGCCCGUGACGCAGAAGAAGUUCCAGGUGCAAGAAGCAGACCUCCCUCCUGUCCACUACUCGCGAGAGUUCAUGACCGAUCUCCUAAAUUUCCCCGAAGGCAUCCGAAAUAUUGCAGUAGCUGGGCAUUUACAUCAUGGCAAGACAGCGUUCGUGGAUAUGUUGGUCAUGCAGACACAUGAUCUGGAAGAGAGGCUGGAUAAGAGGGUAGGCAGGAGGAGGGACGAACAGUUAAGAUAUACCGACACACAUUUCCUGGAGCGAGAACGAGGGAUUUCCAUAAAGGCUGCGCCGAUCAGUCUGGUCAUGCAAGGCACGAAAGGGAAAUCGCACAUCCUCAAUGUCAUUGACACCCCUGGGCAUGUGAACUUUGUCGAUGAGGUUGCAUCGAGCUUGCGAUUAGUCGAUGGUGUGGUGCUCGUCGUUGACGUGGUGGAAGGUGUUCAGAUCAACACUGAGCAAGUCAUUAAGCACGCCGUUCUGGAGGAUAUACCCAUGGUUCUGGUCAUCAACAAAAUGGACCGCCUCAUCCUCGAGCUGAAGAUUCCACCGACAGAUGCAUACUUCAAACUAAAACAUGUUGUUGAAGAGGUUAAUACCGUCAUCGAGAACACCAUUCCGGGCCGUGGCGAAAAGCGGCGGCUGUCGCCUGAAAAGGGCAACGUGGCUUUUGCAUGCACGUCUAUGGACUGGGUGUUUACAUUACCGUCAUUUGCGAAGAUGUACGCCGAAACGUACCCAAAAGUCGACGCUACCGAGUUUUCAAGGAGGCUGUGGGGGGAUAUCUUCUUUAAUCCUCGAAGCCGAAAGUUCACCCGAAAAGGGAUCGAAGAGGGAUCGAAGAGGGCCUUUGUGAAUUUCGUACUGGAGCCCAUUUACAAGCUGUUCUCCCACACCAUCAGUGAAAGUCCCGAAGACCUAGCUCCGACUCUGCAGACGCUAGGUAUCUCACUGAAACCAUCACAGCUCAAAUCCGACGCAAAGGUGUUGCUGAAACUGGUGUGCGCUCAGUUUUUUGGCACUGCGAGUGGUUUUGUCGAUAUGGUGGUGCAACACGUACCUUCGCCUGUUGACGGCGCGAGAAGAAUGCUUGACAAUUAUUACACAGGUUCUCUUGACUCAAAGGUCGGUGAAGCAAUGUCAAGAUGCGACUCAGAUGGGCCCCUGGUAGUUGAGAUCACCAAGCUUUUCAGCUCCGCAGAUGCCAAAACAUUCAAUGCAUUUGGUCGCAUCAUGUCUGGAACGGCAUCACCAGACCAGGUCGUUCGGGUGCUUGGAGAAGCAUACAGCCUCGAAGAUGAGGAAGAUUCGACGACAGCAACAAUCAUGGGCGUGCAAAUCGCCUGUUCGCGAUACAACAUUCCCGUCUCCGGCGUGCCUGCUGGAAAUCUCGUGCUCCUGUCCGGAAUCGACAACUCUAUCGUCAAGACAGCCACAGUAGUUUCUGAGAAGUAUCCCGAUAAUGAGGAUGCCUAUAUUUUCAAGCCGAUUCGCCAUUUCACGGAAUCCGUCUUUAAGGUCGCUGUUGAACCUGUCAACCCAUCAGAACUGCCCAAAAUGCUGGAAGGCCUGCGCAAGAUCAACAAGUCAUAUCCUCUUAUCACCACCAAAGUCGAAGAAUCGGGAGAGCACGUUGUCCUGGGAACAGGCGAACUAUACAUGGACUGUGUUUUGCAUGACCUGCGGACGCUAUAUGCCGAGAUGGAUAUCAAGGUCUCGGAUCCCGUCACGCGAUUCUGCGAAACUGUGACCGAAACAAGCGCUAUUAUGUGCUAUGCGUUGACUCCAAACAAGAAAAACAAAUUAACCAUGAUCGCCGAACCUCUAGAUGAUGGAAUCGCCGAGGAUAUCGAGGCUGGCAUUGUCAAAAUUCGAGAUCCGAUCAGGAAGGUUGCCAAGUUCUUCGAAGAGAAAUACGAAUGGGACAAACUGGCUGCUCGAUCAAUAUGGGCAUUUGGCCCAGAUGAGAUGGGGCCCAAUAUUCUAUGCGACGAUACAUUGCCUUCUACCACAGAUAAGAAGUUGCUUAAGUCUGUGCAAGAGAGUAUCAAGCAAGGCUUUUCAUGGGGCACACGUGAAGGACCUCUGUGCGAGGAACCCAUACGCAACACCAAAUUCCGAGUUACCGGCGCCGAGCUGGCGACGGAAGCGAUCUUCCGAGGAGGUGGGCAAAUCAUACCAACUGCACGACGAGCAGUGUACAGUUCCUUUCUGAUGGCCAGCCCUCGACUCAUGGAACCAAUCUACAGUGUGCAUAUGACUGGUCCGGCGGACUCUAUAUCUGGCCUCUAUACAGUCCUGAUGAAGAGGCGUGGGCAUGUCGUUUCUGAUGGACCUGUGGCAGGGACGCCACUGUACGCAGCCAAAGCUCUUCUCCCAGUGAUUGACAGUUUUGGCUUUGAGACGGAUCUACGGAUUCACAGUCAGGGAGCAGCCAGUGUGUCACUGGUCUUUGACCGCUGGGAUGUCGUUCCCGGAGAUCCACUGGAUAAGAGUAUACGCAUAAGACCGCUGGAAAUGGCUGGGCCUCAGCAGGCGGCGAGAGACUUCGUGCUCAAGACGAGACGGAGGAAAGGGUUGAGCGAAGAUGUGGACGUCAAGAGGUUCCUGGAACCAGAGUUGCUUGCCGGAUUAAGAGAAAGUGGUGUUCUGGAUUGAUCAAAGAUAAUGGCUGGUGGGUGGUAAUCUGCUAUGGUAGAGGUUAUCAGAUAUCAGGCAAGGAAUGGCUGAUGAAAGGGACGCUAUUGGAGCCACUUGAGAUAUGAUACCCAAUGAAGCUGGAAGCGUACGUUCAUGUAGAAGAGAACCAUACUCUUUCUCUUCAUUCCUCCUCCAGUGUACCAGUUGAGAUCUUGGUCUGUAAGCCAACCCACGCCUCGUCUCGAACCUGAUACAGGCCAAUUGCUGCCUGGCCCUUCCUGUAUCCCCCAAAGGUGUUUUCAUUGAGCACGAAGUGCCCACAGGAUGUCCGAUAGCCGCCCUUGGGAGCACGAG